CAUCUUUCUCUGAUCAUCCUUUCUGGAAAUGUAUGGCUUCCCACUCUCUGCUGCAACACUCUAAACCAUCACUAUAUAUAUACACAGAAACUGAAGUCCCCCUCACUCCAAAAUCACUCCAAAAUCUUCACUUGAAGAUCUUCUUGUAGGCAUCAGAUAUCAGAGUUAUGGGAAUUCGUCUGCCAAUAUUUAUGGCUCUUCAUGCGAACAGGAUAUUCAAGUGGCAGCAGCAUCUGCAUGACAGAAACCAUUCCAACGUUCCAAAGGGUCACGUUGCAGUGUAUGUGGGAGAGGCUCAAAAGAAGAGGUUCGUGGUUCCAAUAUCUUACUUGAACCAUCCUUCGUUUCUUGAUCUGCUGAACCGAGCGCAGGAAGAGUUUGGCUACAAUCAUCCAAUGGGAGGUCUCACCAUCCCUUGCAAAGAAGAGGCUUUCAUCUCUCUCACCUCUCAAUUACGUUCCUGAAACAUAUUUCCCUGCUUUUCACUGCUUUUCAUAUACUAACUUCACUCGUUUCACAAAUACGUCGUAAGAUGUAUUUCAUUGUAUAUACAGUUUGAUUAUAUAUAUAUAUAUGUAUUGACUGUUUCUCAGAAUCAACCAAAUUCAUUUUCUGUCAUUUAUAUGCUGCUUGUUCAAUGUUGCAGCUUUUCUUUCUAGUUAUCGUGUUCUUGUGUAUUAUAUUAAGGAUGCUGAUGAUUAAACAGAUUUUGCAUAGUUGUAAUAAAAACACUAA
Messenger RNA from Vigna umbellata (rice bean), 735 nucleotides. Its product is annotated as auxin-responsive protein SAUR21-like. Gene Ontology annotation, biological process: response to auxin. Lineage: Eukaryota; Viridiplantae; Streptophyta; Magnoliopsida; Fabales; Fabaceae. The record is from RefSeq and is a predicted model, not a curated record.